AGGCAGAGUAGGGCGGGUCAUGCCGUCACCAUGCCUUCUCUGACCUAGGAAAAGAAAUAUCGCGCACUACUAGACAAUUCCUUCCACAGCAUCGGUUUCUACUCCGUGUGAACCAGCUCACCAUGAAUCCGCUGACGAAGGUGAAGCUGAUCAACGAACUGAACGCGCGCGAGGCGAGUCUCGGUGUGAAGGAGUCGGUUUCCUGGCACAGCGAGUACAAGGACAGCGCCUGGGUGUUCGUCGGAGGAUUUCCAUACGAGCUGACUGAAGGUGACAUCAUCUGCGUCUUCUCUCAGUACGGAGAGAUCGUCAACAUCAACCUGGUGCGGGACAAGAAGACGGGGAAGUCCAAAGGUUUCUGCUUCAUCUGCUUCGAGGACCAGCGCAGCACCGUGCUGGCCGUGGACAACUUCAACGGCAUCAAGGUGACGCAGCGCUAACAGGCUAGCACGCUAACACCUUAACAGGCUAGCACGCUAACACCGUAACAGGCUAGCACGCUAACACCUUAACAGGCUAGCACGCUAACACCGUAACAGGCUAGCACGCUAACACCGUAACAGGCUAGCACGCUAACACCGUAACAGGCUAGCACGCUAACACCGUAACAGGCUAGCACGCUAACAGGCUAACACGCUAACAGGCUAACAAGACAGAGAGGGAGAGAGAGAGAGAGAGAGAGAGGGAGACAGGUAGAGA
Perca fluviatilis (European perch) is the source of this 699-nucleotide messenger RNA. RefSeq names its product RNA binding motif protein X-linked 2 (gene rbmx2). The record is from RefSeq and is a predicted model, not a curated record. Gene Ontology annotation, biological process: mRNA splicing, via spliceosome. Gene Ontology annotation, cellular component: precatalytic spliceosome; catalytic step 2 spliceosome; U2 snRNP. The transcript is spliced from 4 exons. Bases 123 to 440 code for a protein of 105 amino acids. Gene Ontology annotation, molecular function: RNA binding. Lineage: Eukaryota; Metazoa; Chordata; Actinopteri; Perciformes; Percidae.